ACAAUCGUGAUUUCGCCAUCCUUUUCCUUCUUUCGCACCAAUUCAAUCCAGCGAAACUAUAGUCGCUGUCUCCCACGCACGAUCAGACUCGAAGUUCUGGUUGGCACUUGCGACAUCUUCACUGAGAAACGACCUACCUCGAUCAACAGCCGCGAAUCGAUACACUCUAUUCAAAAUGAAUGCGCCAGAGCCUGAGCAGACCCCCUUCGAGGCUGUCAGUGUCCACACCUCAAGGAUCCAGCGAAAAUACCAAGCUUUGCUAGACCAGUCAACCCCUUUCGUUCUCUAUAGAUGGGUCGGCACAGUUGUCUGCCUCGUGCUUUUCUUCCUGCGAAUCUUGGUUGCGCAGGGCUGGUACAUCGUUGCCUAUGCGCUCGGCAUCUACCUUCUGAAUCUGUUUCUUGCUUUCCUGCAGCCCAAAUUCGAUCCCUCCAAUGAAGAAGCCGACAAUGAUAUGGAGGACGGCUCUGUAGGCACCCUGCCUACCAAGUCCGACGAGGAGUUCAAGCCCUUCAUCCGCCGACUUCCCGAGUUCAAGUUCUGGUACUGGGCCACCCGAGCCAUUGUCAUCGGCUUUACCUGCAGUUGGUUCGAGGUCUUCAACGUGCCAGUUUUCUGGCCUGUUCUGGUCAUGUACUGGUUCAUCCUUUUCUUCUUGACCAUGCGCAAGCAAAUCCAGCACAUGAUCAAGUACCGCUACGUUCCCUUCACCGUUGGCAAGAAGAACUACGCCAAGAACAGUUCGUAA
Fusarium venenatum is the source of this 748-nucleotide messenger RNA. NCBI's taxonomy places the organism in Eukaryota, Fungi, Ascomycota, Sordariomycetes, Hypocreales, Nectriaceae. The record is from RefSeq and is a predicted model, not a curated record.